CUCUCCCUCACAGCCAGAUCUGAGGACAUGCCUCAGCCACUGCUGCUGCACAGGUUUUAGAGGAGUGCACAAAGAAGAAUAGUGGCAGUAGCUGGUGGAGAAAGGAGGACAGGAGGGGGGAGGAAAAACUUUUUAUUUUUCUAAAGGGAGGCAGAGGAGGUUUGGGUGUGAAGAGGCAAGACAGGAGAGAGAAGCCUUCCAGAGUGGGACUACCCAACAGUGGGAGGUUCUUCCAGGGAGGGCAUAGAGAUUUUCGGCAGCUUCAACUCCUCUCCACUGGGAGUCCAAACCCAGGGUCCAUUGCCAUGGAGCCUUCAAUGUCAACAGAAGUCGAUGAAGAACCCAAAGAGAGGAAGAAGAUCCAGUUUGUAGUUCCGACGUCAACAGAAGUCGAUGAAGAACCUAAAGAGAGGAAGAAGAUCCAGUUUGCAGUUCCGACCUCAGCGCCAACCAACCUGGACCCCCGGCAAGUGGAAAUGAUUCGACGCAGGAGGCCAACACCUGCAACGCUCUUCAGAGUAGCGGACCAAUCAUCUCCUGACGAUGAUCAGUCCACUCAUCAGGUAAAGUGGGUUGUGGGAGAGAAUGGAGUCCUUAAACCAAAACGUGUGAACCCAAAUGUCUAUCAGCCUCCUUCACUUAAAGCUGUGCAGAAGAUGGCUGAAGCACACAUGCAGAAAUUAGGUGUCUACCCUUUGGAAGACUCUUAUGAAGGGGAGGAAGAUGAGGACCGCUGGCAUGGGGAGGAGGGGGAAGAUACGUCUUCCACUAAAACAGCUGAUCAUCAAGAGACGGCGAGCAACGAACAGUUUCCCAGUGUGAGAGAGUCGGCCAAGGAGAUCCAAGCAGCAAAGGAGGAAGACGAGGAGAAGGAGGACAGCGAGGAGGAAAUAGACAGGAAGGGGGAUAAACAUGAGGAGAACAACCGGGAGUGCAACUGAGAGAGCAGGAGGGAUCACACUGGGAGAGAUAAUGUGUGAUGAAUCAAAUCUGAGGAACUCUGAAAAGUGGCAAAAUGUGGAAUCCCCCCCUGGUUUGUGAGAGCUGUGAGUCACCUGAGCAUGUACUCCUUUGCCUCUCUGCUGGAUUUCAGACAGAGGACAGAGAGGGAGUUCAGAAUUAAAGAAGUAUUAUGAGCAGGUGAAGAAUGAUCUGACAAAGCAGACCAGUGACGACAGUUUGGCCCCCGAGUCCCUUUGUGGAUUGUAAAAGUGGACGGGUCAAGGUCAGUGUGACCAAAAUCCCUGCAAAGACCAGUCCUCCCUGCAUCGUAAUUCUUCAGCUCAGAGCUAAAAGUUCUUUCAAAGAGGCUAAAAGGUCAAAUGUAUAAACAAUCUUUAGUACAUUUUCACUCUUAUCUCCAAUGCAAUCCUCUCUGAAAGCACUUAAAGGUCAUUAAAUAUGUGUGCUGCUUGAUCUGCUUUAGUUUGAAAUCAAGGCCUACAUUUUUUUAGGUGGUCAGCAUGUACUGCCACCUGGAGGAAUAAGCGUUACAGCUGACUUUAGCCACUUCUUUUCUUCAGUUAUUAGUAGAAAACACACCAUAUUUGUGUUCUAUCUAAACCACAUUUUCUUCUAACAUAGUUUCCAAUCGGGUGGUUAAAGGAGAAAGUUGUCUGUCAAAUAUCAAAUUUUUCUAUAUUUUCCUAUAAAGCAACAUUGUUGAGAACCUGAAGAUGCUUUUUUUAUGGAAGCCACAAUAUGAAAAUUCAAUACCCACAAUUAAUAAAUAUUUUUUCUUUUUCUAUAGUCCAGUUAAUUUAUUUCUUUUUCCAAUUUGGCAUUGUAUUUUUCAAAUAUUCAAAUGGAAACGCUACCUCUAAUAAAAAGAUGAAGAGCUUCACUGCCUCCAUGAGUCGCAAUUGAGAGGAAUUCAAGAGAAAAACUAACAUCAAUUUUCAAAUUCUACACUGAUUUUUCUUUAGAUCCUACUUUUUUAAAACCGUUUUUUUUUCUUGUCAUGGAUUUUCCUGUUGGAGCUUUUUUCUAAUCUGAAUUUCUGUGUGAAGAGUGGCUUCUGCCUUUUUUUCUGGAGAAAAAACAAAACAAAAAAACAAGCAAAAAUGGGCAUCAUUAUGUGGUUAAAAUAAACAGCCAAAACCACAGCUACUGAAACAACAAAAUCAGCAUGAGACAAACUUUUUAUGGAAUUUUUUUUAACUUUCUCUUCCCCUUUAAUGAAAUAAUUUACGUUCAGUCAGCCUCUUUCGUCUUUAUGUUAAAAUGAUGUAUGGGAAGUUUUCUGGAUAAAUCAAUCGUACUGUCUGUCUUACAGGCUGCUGUGUGUAUAUAGAGUUAACUUUGUUUUUACCUCUGACCUGAAGACCUAAUGAUUACUCCCACCCCCAUCACUCUUCACUUUCUGUCAAUCACCCCUCUCAGCUCCCAGGUCAGAAGAAAAGUAUCAAUGGAAAGACUUGUAUAAAUGAAUAUGCUUUUUUUCAGUCUUUAUUUCUCUUUUGAUUUUCUGUUUCUCCUGUUUUCUCACUGUCAUGUGAUUGUUUUAAAGUGAGCAGCUUUCAAUGGUAUCAAUAAAUAUUUUUUUUCUUUUUCUCCUUUAA
Molecule: messenger RNA, 2561 nt
Organism: Oryzias latipes (Japanese medaka)
Lineage: Eukaryota; Metazoa; Chordata; Actinopteri; Beloniformes; Adrianichthyidae
Gene: ppp1r1b
Product: protein phosphatase 1, regulatory (inhibitor) subunit 1B
Biological process (GO): intracellular signal transduction
Cellular component (GO): cytoplasm
Molecular function (GO): protein phosphatase inhibitor activity
Source: RefSeq, a predicted model, not a curated record